Molecule: messenger RNA, 366 nt
Organism: Fusarium redolens
Lineage: Eukaryota; Fungi; Ascomycota; Sordariomycetes; Hypocreales; Nectriaceae
Exons: 1
Coding region: 1-366 (121 amino acids)
Source: RefSeq, a predicted model, not a curated record
AUGGCUCCCUCAGUCUACAUCCUCCUGCAGCGCGACACAGAGUCCAACGUGACAAUCACCUCUGUAUUUCUUGAUCUUCAAGACGCCAACGCUGCACUUCUUCACCAAGCACAAGAAGCAGGCGUUGACCCUGCGAGCGCCAAGCCCGUGGACGGAGACGCCAAGGACUCACUUACCAAGGCACCGCUGCGAUGGGAGGCAGCUGAUGGCACAGCGGCUUGGGUUGAGCGACAUACUGUGACGAACAGAAAGGUUCAUGCACCGGGUGCUGAGAAGCCCGGAUUGAAGAGGAAUGAUAGUCGGCUGUACAUCAACGAUGACGAUGAUGUUAUUGAGGUUGCGGAUCAUGAUGGACAAUACGAUUAA